Molecule: messenger RNA, 2610 nt
Organism: Pseudozyma hubeiensis SY62
Lineage: Eukaryota; Fungi; Basidiomycota; Ustilaginomycetes; Ustilaginales; Ustilaginaceae
Exons: 1
Coding region: 1-2610 (869 amino acids)
Biological process (GO): actin cytoskeleton organization
Molecular function (GO): actin binding; small GTPase binding
Source: RefSeq, a predicted model, not a curated record
AUGGCCAUCGCAGCCCCCAUCGAUUCGAACCGCAUCCGACCUGGUCAAUACUCGAGACAGCACUCUGACGUCGACAUUGGCAAGGAAAAUGAACCACUCUCGCCUCGAGGACGGCAGCAAUACGAUGCCGCAAAGUUGGCAGGAUCCGCCUCCGCUGCAGCACAGCCGAUCGUCAUAGAUGCCAAGUAUCGUCUUCGAGGCAACUCUCCGGAAGACACGGACAGAGCUUCUCGAUCCAAGCUCAGCUCGUCUUUCAGUCCGAAGAAGGGUCUACGUAGUCGCAGUCGCAGUCGUAGCAGACUGUUCGGCAAGGACAAGACCGAUACACUCAACUCUCAAGCUUCCUCCCGUGGAGCUCAGCAAUAUGCUGCUACACGUACACCUGAGCAGAUCGAUGCCGACUUUCUCGAUCUCCUCGACGAACUUCAGGUGCAGCCAGAGAUGCGACAAAGGCUUCUCGGCCUCAACUCUACCGUCAAGGCCAACAUGCUCCAGGGUCAAGCUUCGCUGAGUCUGGCAGCGUUCGGCAUCAACGACGCUUCUUCUUCCGCGAUGUCCUCUUCACCUACAAAGUCGACUCGCAUGCCCAUCCCGGAUCUCUUGAAGGGACGAUCUGCAAGCCGUCCGAACUCGACCGUCUACACAAGCUCUCCCUUGCUCGAUCAACCUUCCACUUUGAACAACUCGAACGACUCUGCCGAGCUGAUGGCGCCCCCCAACACAGCCCAGCUGUUUGGAAUCGGGCCCCCUCGACAGGUUUCUUCCAGUUCGGUCGAUUCUGGCUCCUCGAGCUCCGGUGGUCACGCUAAACAGCCUUCCAACACAUCCCGAAGUGCCAUCCGCGAUGCCUUCAAGAGGUCUACUCCCAACCUUGGUCCGGGAGGUUCGCUCAUCUCUCUCGCUGCUUCGUCCGCUGGCGGUAUCGGCAGUGCUGCGUCGACUGCUCGGCCUCGAUCCAUGUCGUUUGGCAAAGAGUUCGCCGCUUCCUUCGGCAAGGAAACGCCGGAGAGCUUUGCCACCAUGUUGAAGUGCACAGAUGCGAGCAGGAUCGACGUAGCGCGCGUCAAGAGGAUGCGCGCUGUCUUGGCGGCAGAAUCGCCAGCUUGGAUUACGACCUUCAUCGCGCCGGAGUGCGGUGGGUAUGAUGCCAUGUUGACACGGCUCGAUGAGCUGCUGGCGAUGGAGUGGAGGGAGGAGCAGCACGACGAUAUGCUGCUUCACGAGCUGCUCCGUUGCUUUGUAGCGCUGAGCACCACCGAGGUGGGCAGGAAUGCUCUGGCUUCGCAGGCGCCUCGACCGUUCCGUCAGCUCGUGGACCUGUUGUUCUCGGAGAAGAAGCCGGGAGAUCUCGGUACGAGGAAGCUCAUGGUAGAGAUGCUGGUCGUCUUGUUGGACCUUCAACUCCCCGCUGAGCAGGCUCACUCUCAGUCUUCGCUCAACUACCUCCUCGAUCUCCUGCAGAAUCCCUCCGAUCCGGCGAAAGAUUCCGUGGUGGAUUUCAUCAGGCAGACGCACGCACCACGACCGUUCAAGACGUACGUGGUGGAGGUGUCGUGUGUCUGCAGAGACUACUUUUGGAUCUUUUGUCAUUCUCAAAACUUUUAUUGGAGGUUUGAAGAGUUGAUCGGGGAUAAGAUGGAUUUGAUCAGGGGACCGAAGGUGCCAGGAGGCAUGACGGGGGGCGUGGAGUUUGAGGCGAUGGCGUACCUGACGGUGCAUUUGAAGUUGAUCAAUGCGAUCGCGGGUGUGUUGGGGAGGGUGAAGGAGCAUCAGUUGCCGAGACCGGUGAUGACGGCCGGCGAGUUCCAUGCGGGUCUAUUCAUGAGCGGUUUGGAGAGGGUGUUGGUGACGUUGAGGAAGAGUUCUCAGCAUUACUAUGCCGGGCUGCAUCUCGAGUUGGCGAGGUACAUCUGGUUGGCGAGACAGGCUGGAUUUGAGCUGCCGUGCAGCUUGACGGAUUGGCUGGAGAGGAGGAAGGUGGAGACUGCGCCGUUGUUGCCGCCUUUGCAGUUGCCACAGUUGAGCGCGACGAGGAUGACCGAGGCACCGGCACCUGCUAUCUCAGGUGCUGACGGAGGGUACGGUAUGGCUGGAGCGUUCAUCAACACCCCGAUUCGUGGUUCUUCCCAUCCGGAUGCAGUGCGAUCUCCAACUAUCGCACGAAGCAACGCUUCUCGCUCACCCACCAAAUCCCCCCGCCAACCCCAUCAAGCCGAGACCGACGAUUGGGACUUUUCCACAGCCCCUCUUUCCCCUCCAGCUGCGACGAGACAAGUAGAAACCGUUCCCUUUUCAGACUCGCAAUUCUCCCUCUUCUCCACCCCAAACCCGCCGGAAGUAGGCAUGCCAACUUCCUCAACCUCGAAACGCAUCCUCGGCUUGAACGAAGCCGUCUCUCAAGACCUCACCAUCCACCGUCAGCCCAAGACCGGAGGCGAAAGAAAGCCAACAGCAGCAGCAGCAGCAGCAACAGCAGCAGCAUUGGCCGUUCCACAGCUACACGCCAGUGGUCGAGACUCGGUCGUAGGCUCAGCUGUCAAAAAAUGGGAGAGCAUGAGCGUCUCGCAUCAACCUGCUUCCCCGAGCAAAGCCGCUGCUCGCCGAGGCUGA